This is a messenger RNA of Aplosporella prunicola CBS 121167, 1229 nucleotides long. RefSeq lists its product as uncharacterized. Lineage: Eukaryota; Fungi; Ascomycota; Dothideomycetes; Botryosphaeriales; Aplosporellaceae. The transcript is spliced from 3 exons. The coding region runs from base 226 to 795 and encodes 189 amino acids. The record is from RefSeq and is a predicted model, not a curated record.
GGAGAGCUAUCACCACCAGGCCUGUGCUUUCGUGCAUAUUGGAGCUAGCUGUCCCGGCCACCCUUAAACCCCCCUUCACUGCUGAUCCGCCCGGCCUCACCUCUUUAUCUCGCCUGAGACUCACCACUCGCUUCGUCUUCGCCUUCUUCAGACCCACUUCUUCACUAAACUACCUGUCGCUUUCCAAGCACGUCCCGGCCCGCCAAGCCUAGCUUUUCUCUCACAAUGCAUUACUUCUCCAUCUUCCUUCAGCUGGCGACCGUCGCCAGCGCCAUCAACACCAACAUCGACCCGGACUCUGUCUCUAUCUCGGACAGGAACCAGUGGUGCACCUCCCAGAAGUCUGCGUGCCCGCUCAUCUGUCUGCAAACCGCGAACAACACGGACUCUACUGAGGAAAACGACUGUGACCCGGACACCCUUCAGUUCUCUUGCGUCUGCUCCAAUGGCCUCUCUCCGAACGUCUCUGAGUACAGCGAGACGAUCCCUUACUUUGAGUGCACCGAGUACAACAACCAGUGCGUGAGCAACUGCGGCUCCAACAACCAGUGCUCCUACAACUGCCGUGCGAACAACCCUUGCGGCGCUCAGAACCCGAAGCGCGUCAACGCGACUACAUCCGCAUCUGCCACGGCUGCCGCAACCUCUUCUGCGGAAACUCAAGGAUAUGGCGGAUUCGGCGAUGACGACUCCAAGAAGAACGGUGCGAGUUCGUUGGUCGUCAGCCUGGGCGCCAACUACGGUCUUGCAGCUGUCGUCGGCGGCCUCUUCGCUGGCGCUGCUGUCUUGCUGUGAGCAUUGAGGCGGAAAUCAAUGCCCGUUAUCACAUUCUUUUCCGAUCUUUGCAUCAUUCCUGGGUCUUCCGUACUAGCAAGCAAGGCGUUCCUGGACUUUGGCAUCACAAUCCUUUCUGUCAGUUUACGGCGACUUCGUGCGCCUUUAUGCAAGCAGAAAAGGGUUUCUGCUUUCUCUCUCUUUUCUACCACGAUUCCAAUGGCUCUUCGGUCAAGUACGUCGCCCGCCUCAUACUAGGUAUGAACUGGGCUUAAUAUUGGUUGGGCGUAAAAAAAGGGUGGCUACGACUUUCUUCUAAUCCAAAAUCAGUCAGGUUCUGGGCGGAAUGUCAAACUACAUUUUCUUCCCUCCAAUUGCUGUCCUUAGCUGUCGAUAUCGGAAUGAAUAGACACAAGCAGAUGCGAUUCUCAUGACAAACAUGGCUUGCCGAGGUU